CACGUGAUCGCCUGGCUACGGAAGGAAGCGAUUUGUAGGGAGAAUAGAAAAAAGCGUGGCCGUUAUUUGUUGAUUUUCCGUUCAUUAGUGAAAAAUAACAAGAACACGCCGUUAUGGAUGAUGAGGAGGAGACUUACAGGUUAUGGAAAAUUCGAAAAACAAUCAUGCAGCUGUGUCAUGACCGCGGUUACCUGGUGACCCAGGACGAGUUGGACCAGACCCUGGACGAAUUUAAAAGCCAGUUUGGAGACAAGCCUAGCGAGGGUCGACCGCGACGCACAGAUCUCACCGUGUUGGUCGCCCAUAACGACGACCCGACGGAUCAGAUGUUCGUUUUCUUCCCAGAGGAACCCAAGGUUGGCAUCAAGACCAUCAAGAUGUACUGCCAGCGCAUGCAGGAGGAGAACAUCACCCGAGCGAUCAUAGUGGUGCAGAUGGGCAUGACGCCGUCCGCCAAGCAGUCUCUGGUAGACAUGGCUCCCAAGUACAUCCUGGAGCAGUUUCUGCAGCAGGAGCUUCUCAUUAACAUCACAGAGCACGAGCUGGUCCCAGAACACAUAGUGAUGACAAAGGAAGAAGUAACCGAGCUCCUGGCACGAUAUAAACUGAAGGAGAGCCAGUUGCCCAGGAUACAGGCGGGGGAUCCGGUGGCCCGAUACUUCGGCCUAAAAAGGGGGCAGGUGGUGAAGAUCAUCCGGCCUAGUGAGACUGCUGGACGCUACAUCACCUACAGGCUGGUGCAGUGAGUUUGUCUCCCUGACCUCCAGUGGGCGCUAGUGAUCCUGUCCUGUGGUUUUUCCACAACGGAAUGAGACUGUCUUGGAAAGAAAAACAUCGUUUUGUGCUGCAUAUUAAUGAAGAGAAUUUUUUUUUCUCCAAUUUUUUCUCUUUUAGUUGUUUUGUAUUUGUACAUUUCUGUUUUUAAACAGAUGUAAGACCUGUGUCAAUCGAAUGACAAUGUCACUGAAUUAACAAAUUAAAGGCUUAUUUACAAGCUUC
Molecule: messenger RNA, 999 nt
Organism: Anguilla rostrata (American eel)
Lineage: Eukaryota; Metazoa; Chordata; Actinopteri; Anguilliformes; Anguillidae
Gene: polr2ea
Product: RNA polymerase II, I and III subunit E, a
Exons: 8
Coding region: 114-746 (210 amino acids)
Biological process (GO): DNA-templated transcription
Cellular component (GO): RNA polymerase I complex; RNA polymerase II, core complex; RNA polymerase III complex
Molecular function (GO): DNA binding
Source: RefSeq, a predicted model, not a curated record